Messenger RNA from Racocetra persica, 336 nucleotides. The record is from the annotation of a GenBank genome assembly. Lineage: Eukaryota; Fungi; Glomeromycota; Glomeromycetes; Diversisporales; Gigasporaceae.
AUGUUAAUCAAUGAUCCAAGUGAUAAUAUUUCUAAUUCAUCUGCCAUUAAUAAAAUUUUAAAUAUAAAAGAAGACGCUGAAAUUAUAAAACAGAAGACAUCAAAGAAAAGUAGAACGAAGAGGAAAUCUAAGAUUUUAAAGAAAGAAGACGACGCCAAAAACAAGUGUAUUGAAGAGGAAAGUAAAACGAAGAGGAAAUCUAAGAUUUUAAAGAAAAAAGACAACGCCAAAAACAAGCAUAUUGAAGAGGACAUCACUGAGAAACAAAAAGUAUUAAAGAUUAAAUUUGAUGAGAUGAUUCAUAAAGAAAUAUUAAAUGAUACUGAAAAAGGAUGA